Hydractinia symbiolongicarpus is the source of this 2946-nucleotide messenger RNA. RefSeq names its product WD repeat-containing protein 36-like. The transcript is spliced from 25 exons. The record is from RefSeq and is a predicted model, not a curated record. Gene Ontology annotation, molecular function: protein binding. Lineage: Eukaryota; Metazoa; Cnidaria; Hydrozoa; Anthoathecata; Hydractiniidae. Gene Ontology annotation, biological process: rRNA processing. Gene Ontology annotation, cellular component: small-subunit processome; Pwp2p-containing subcomplex of 90S preribosome. Bases 402 to 2915 code for a protein of 837 amino acids.
UUUUUAUGGUUAUUAAAGUCUGUUUGGAGAGAUUGGCAUAGCGAGACGUUGAAAACAUGGCAGAAAGAAAAAUCAAAAUGGAAAGUCAGGUGUUUUCCCCCUUUAGGGCUCUUGGUUUUGUAUCUAAUCACAUUCCAUUAUGCCUGGAAGCUAGAGGUUCAGACAAUUUUGUUACUACUGUUGUUGGAUCAUCCUAUCAUAUCUAUAACUGCCAAAGAUUGAAUUUGUUAUUUGUGGAUAAAGAACUACGUUGACUAAGAUAUCAUCAACACGGUCCAUUCCUAGUCUGUAACCGCAAAGUACAACUGAAACCUAGCCUGCGAUCCUUUAUUGGUGGGGUGGUUAAUCUUCUUUGCGUGCACGUGGUUGAUUUACAAUAAAAUUCAAAAUUGUUGCACAACAUGUGUUUCCAAAAAAGUUGGCAAAGUACAUCUGAACCAAUCAGUGCAUUGUGCUCUGCAAGAACUUUAACAAUUGUUGCUACUGGAAACAAGGUCUGCAUUUUUCAAAGAGGAAAACAGAUCUCCAGCUAUAAUGAACACCAAGCUACAGUACACAUGCUUUUGCAGUUAGGCGACCAUAUUAUUUCAAUUGAUGAUUCCAAUGCUAUUCAUGUAUGGUCACACAAAACUUCAGAAUCCUACUUAAUCUUUUCACUGGAUCCUAGAGAAUUUAAAAUAAGUGCGUGUAUGCACCCCAGUACAUAUUUGAAUAAAAUUCUGUUGGGAAGUAAGCAAGGUACACUACAGAUAUGGAAUGUAAAAACACACAAACUUAUUCACGAAUUGAAAGGUUGGAGAGAGCCUGUUGUGGUUCUUGAACAGUCUCCUGCAGUUGAUGUUGUUGGAGUGGGAUUGCAAAGUGGACGCAUUGUUUUAAUAAAUAUCAAAUUUGAAAAGAUCCUGAUGUCUUUUUAUCAGGAAUUUGGAUUGGUAACUGCUAUAUCUUUCAGAACAGAUGGGAAACCAAUUAUGGCAACUGGUUCAUCGUCAGGAACCAUUUCGUUCUGGGAUUUAGAAAAAAAGCAAUCUUCGUAUGUUCUUCAGGCGGCACAUAGUGGCAAUGUAACAGGCAUGAAAUUUUUUCAAAAGCAACCAUUGCUUAUCACAUCUGGUCCUGAUAAUUCCUUAAAGAUUUGGAUUUUCGACAAUCCAGAUGGUAGUUGUAGGUUGUUAAAGAGUCGAUGUGGUCAUAGUGCUCCACCAACACAAUCAUUAUUUUAUGGUUCUUAUGGAAAUGUCGUUCUAACAGCAGGUAUGGAUCGAACGCUUCGAUAUACAGCCGUCAUGAGAGGAGAACAAUGCCAUGAAUUUAGUCAAGGGUCUUUACUUAAAAAAUUUAAACACAGUGGUAUGCAGAUUGAAGAUUUGCAACUUCCACCUAUAACUUGCAUUGCAGCAGAAACAUCCAGAGAGAAAGAUUGGGAUAAUGUUGUCACGUGUCAUUUGGGAUAUUCUUCUGGCGUGACGUGGAGUACAAUGAAACGUGCGAAGGGAAAAUUCAAACUUGGACUGGAUGGAUCAAAGACAAAAGUUGCUACGGCUGUUGAUAUUAGCAGCUGUGGCAAUUUCUCUAUUGUUGGUUACAAAAACGGCUUGAUCGAAAAAUUCAAUUUACAAUCUGGGAUACAACGUGGCUGCUUUGGAAAGAAAGGAAACGGUCAUAAAGGAAUAAUCAGAGGCGUUGCUGUGGAUACAGCCAACCUCGUAAUGGUGUCCACAUCAGCUGACAAAUCUAUAAAGACGUGGGAUUUCAAGGAACACACCCUUAUUGAUACAAUCAACUGCCAAUGUCCGGUUAUUAAAAGCAGAUUACAUAGAGAAAGCUCUUUGUUGGCUGUUUGCUUUGAAGACUUUUCUCUGACAAUAUACGACAUCGAUACAAGAAAUGCCGUUCGAAAAUUCCCAGGGCACACAAGUAUUAUUACGGAUAUAUCAUGGAGUAGCGAUGCGCGAUGGUUAGUUUCUGCAUCCAUGGAUGGAUCUAUCAAAACAUGGGAUGUACCUUCAGCAAGACUAAUAGACUGUUUUCUGGUGGACACACCUGCGUCGAGUGUCGCGAUUUCUCCAACUGGUGAAUUUCUUGCUACGACACACCAGGAUGACUUGGGAAUAUACUUAUGGUCAAACAAAGUGACUUAUUCCGGAGUGUAUCCUUCCCCUCUACCAAAUGAUUAUCAACCUGUUUCGCUAUCGUUGCCGACCACUCAGAUUGAAACAGAAGAAAGUCAAGUGGAAGUUGAAGAAGUUGAAAUGGAAGAGAAGAGUAAUGUGGAAGAAUAUAUCUCUCCGGAACAAAUUUCUUCACCCCUGGUCACACUUUCUAUGCUACCGGAAUCACGUUGGCAGACUUUAAUUAACCUUGAACUGAUUAAGGAACGAAACAAGCCCAAACAGCCUCCUAAGAAACCAAAAGCUGCACCGUUUUUCUUACCAACUGUUGGAGGUUUGGAAACAAAGUUCGACAUAACGCAAUCCAAUGAAGAUGAGGAUGAGAGUUCACGGGUGAAAAAAUUUCAAACGUUUGGAUUUGACUCGCCUAUUCAGAAGUUAUUGAAGCAGGAACAAACUGAUAGAGCUGUUAUCUUUCUUGACAAGUUACGAAACAUGAGUCCGUCUGAAACAGAUGUUGAAUUUCGUUCACUUGGUCCGGACGCAGGUGGAAGCGUCGAACUAUUAUGCAUAGUGUUACAAUGCUUUAUCGACUUACUGCGUAUUGGAAAGGAUUAUGAACUUGUUCAAGCAUAUAUUUCGCUCUUUCUGAAGCUACACGGGGACCUGUUGUACAUCGAAAAAGAAUUACAUGACAAAGCUGAACUUUUGACGACAAUUUUGCAGGAGACGUGGACGAAUUGUGACGAACUGAUCAACCAAUCUGUAUGUCUUGUAAAUUAUUUCAAAAGUGCAACUAUAUAGUUGUUUAAGAAACCCAUCCUGUUUGGUACAA